CCCCCCCCCCCCAGCCAAUAUGGCGGCUCCCUGUGUGCCCUGCGGCACCAGAGUUUCCUACCGGCUUUUUCUCGGAGGAAGAGUUAGCCAGACCUGGAGACAAGGCCUUUGGAAAGGCGCAGCUGCUGAGUUGCAAACAGGCCCCCGGUCCCAGGUAUUAAGGUUCAGACAUACCACAGUUGCAACAACAAAGAAAAAUGUGGCAGCCUUGAGACGUGAAACUUACACAGUGGAUUUUAUUAAAAAGCAGAUUGAGGAGUUCAACAUAGGAAAGAGACAUUUAGCCAACAUGAUGGGAGAAGAUCCCGAAACUUUCACCCAGGAAGAUAUUGAUAGAGCUAUUGCUUACCUCUUCCCCAGUGGUUUGUUUGAGAAGCGAGCCAGGCCAAUAAUGAAGCAUCCUGAACAGAUUUUUCCAAAACAAAGAGCAAUCCAGUGGGGAGAAGAUGGCCGUCCGUUUCAUUUUCUCUUUUAUACUGGCAAACCAUCGUAUUAUUCAUUAAUGCAUGACACAUAUGGAAAGCUACGUGAAGUAGAAAAGCAUCAAAAUCAGUUGCAAGACAAAGGUCUGUUUCCAGAAAAAGCUAAAACCAAAGACCUGAUUACCAGCAGAUGGCUGAUUAAGGAGGAACUAGAAGAAAUGUUAGUGGAAAAACUGUCAGAUCAAGAUUAUGGGCACUUCAUUCGGCUGCUAGAAAGAUUAUUGACAUUGCAGACUGAUGCUGCUGAAGAAUUUGUACAGCGGUUUCGUAAAAGUGUAACCAUUCAAUCAAAGAAACAGCUGAUUGAACCUUUGCAGUAUGACGAGCAAGGAAUGGCCUUCAGCACAAGCGAAGGUAAAAGAAAGACUGCGAAAGCAGAAGUAGUUGUUUAUGAACAUGGAAGUGGAAGAAUAACAGUUAACGGAACCGAUUACCUGCUUUACUUCCCUGUGACACAGGACAGAGAACAGUUGAUGUUCCCGUUUCACUUCCUCGACCGACUUGGGAAACACGAUGUGAGCUGCACGGUGUGGGGGGGCGGGCGGUCGGCGCAGGCUGGAGCCCUACGCUUGGCGAUGUCUAGAGCUCUGUGCAGCUUUGCCACCGAGGAAGAGGUCGAGUGGAUGCGACAAGCCGGACUUCUGACCACUGAUCCGCGCGUCCGAGAACGAAAGAAGCCCGGCCAAGAGGGAGCUCGCAGGAAGUUCACCUGGAAGAAGCGCUGAGGAUGUUUUCGCAGGAAAGGAGGAAAAACGCUAUGUGUGUGGCUGCAUGUGGAGGACACGCAGGAAAUGUCCGCUGGCCACUGAGGGCAGCACUGUCAGCCAUUUGAGUUGUGAGAGGAUUUAUUUUUAAAUGCUACUUUGUAAAGAUUACCUUUAAAAAUAAUUUUUUAAAAUGUGUAGCUUCAGUCUGCUGCUUUAUAUUUUAAGCUUUUUCAGAAGAUAAUUUUCAAAUCAUAAUAAUUCAUAGAAUCUUGGCCUCUUAGACCUGAAGGGAACAUUGAGCAAAACCCAGUCAAGUAACCUCCUUUUGCAGACAGGGAGGCCCAGCCCCAAAGAUCAGGUGACCCACCAGAGCCACAUUGCUAAUUUAAUAAUAGAGUUAGGCUUCAGUUCAUUUCUCCCAAUUCUGUUGUCUUCCCAUCUGACGAUUGUUACAACCCAGGUUUUUCAACACUGGGAGAUGAGAGUCCUUGUCCAGAAGAAUGAAAUAAGUUGAGUGUCUGUGGGCUGAGCUGCCAGGUGUCCAAAUAGCUGACUAAGGCGAGCCCAUUCCCCCCACCGCUCAGCCCCUGGCAACCACCGUUUUCCUCUCAGCUUCUGAGUUUGACUUCUUUGUGCGUUCUACACAUAAGUGAUACUAUGCAAUAUUUGUCUUUCUCUGUCUGGCUUAUUUCACAUAGCAUAACGCCCUCCAAGUUGGGUACAGACAUUCAGUUACAAGGUGAAUUACAUAGUUCUGAGCAUCUAA
This is a messenger RNA of Hipposideros armiger (great roundleaf bat), 1955 nucleotides long. RefSeq names its product mitochondrial ribosomal protein S9 (gene MRPS9). The record is from RefSeq and is a predicted model, not a curated record. Bases 20 to 1207 code for a protein of 395 amino acids. The transcript has 11 exons. NCBI's taxonomy places the organism in Eukaryota, Metazoa, Chordata, Mammalia, Chiroptera, Hipposideridae. Gene Ontology annotation, molecular function: RNA binding; structural constituent of ribosome. Gene Ontology annotation, biological process: translation. Gene Ontology annotation, cellular component: ribosome; mitochondrial small ribosomal subunit.